Messenger RNA from Phalacrocorax carbo (great cormorant), 7421 nucleotides. NCBI's taxonomy places the organism in Eukaryota, Metazoa, Chordata, Aves, Suliformes, Phalacrocoracidae. The record is from RefSeq and is a predicted model, not a curated record.
GCCCCGCCCCGGAAGCGUUUCUAGGUGACGGCCGGCCCGGCCCGCAGGCGGUGCGGCGGGCGGCGGCCAGCGCUAUGGAGCACAUCCGCACCACCAAGGUAGAGCAAGUGAAAUUACUCGACAGGUUCAGCACGAGCAAUAAGUCACUGACAGGAACUCUAUACCUUACAGCAACUCAUCUGCUAUUCAUAGAUUCAAGUCAGAGAGAAACAUGGAUACUACAUCAUCACAUUGCUGCGGUAGAAAAGCUUGCCUUGACUACUUCUGGCUGCCCCCUUGUCAUCCAGUGCAAGAACUUCAGGAUAGUUCACUUUGUUGUUCCUAGAGAGAGAGAUUGUCAUGACAUCUAUAACUCUUUGCUUCAGCUGUCAAGAACAGCAAAAUAUGAAGAACUGUAUGCCUUCUCCUAUAAUCCAAAACAAAAUGAAUCUGAGCAAGUCAAAGGUUGGCAGCUUAUUGAUCUAGCAGAAGAAUAUAAGAGGAUGGGAGUGCCAAAUUCUAACUGGCAGUUGUCUGAUGCAAAUCGUGAUUAUAAGAUUUGUGAAACAUAUCCUAGGGAACUUUAUGUUCCCAGAACUGCAAGCAAGCCCAUAAUUGUUGGUAGCUCCAAGUUCAGAAGCAAAGGAAGAUUCCCAGUGCUGUCAUAUUAUCACAAAAAUAAAGAGGCUGCAAUUUGCAGAUGCAGUCAACCUCUCUCAGGUUUCAGUGCCAGGUGCCUGGAAGAUGAACACAUGUUGCAAGCCAUCAGUAAAGCAAAUCCUUCAAAUCGCUACAUGUAUGUCAUGGACACCAGGCCAAAGCUUAAUGCAAUGGCCAACAGAGCUGCUGGGAAGGGCUAUGAGAAUGAAGACAACUACUCUAACAUUAGGUUCCAGUUUGUUGGCAUUGAAAAUAUUCACGUAAUGAGAUCCAGCUUACAAAAACUUCUGGAAGUCAGUGGCACGAAGGGUUUGUCUGUCAAUGACUUUUUGUCUGGUUUGGAGAACUCUGGGUGGCUGCGUCACAUCAAAGCUGUGUUGGAUGCUGCUGUCUUCCUAGUCAAGGCAAUAGCAGUUGAGAGUGCGAGUGUAUUAGUGCACUGCUCAGAUGGCUGGGAUAGGACUUCCCAAGUUUGUUCUCUUGGAGCUCUCUUACUAGAUUCCUAUUAUAGAACAAUCAGAGGAUUCAUGGUCUUGAUAGAGAAAGACUGGAUCUCUUUUGGGCACAAGUUCUCUGACAGGUGUUGUCAGUUGGAUAGUGAUCCAAAAGAGAUCUCACCAGUGUUCACCCAGUUUCUGGAAGGUGUGUGGAAUCUGACUGAGCAGUUUCCACAAGCCUUUGAGUUCAAUGAAGCUUUCCUCCUUCAGAUCCAUGAACAUGUCCAUUCAUGCCAGUUUGGUAACUUCCUUGGAAACUGCCAAAAAGAGAGAGAAGAACUGAAAUUAAAAGAGAAGACAUAUUCCUUGUGGCCUUUCCUUCUGAAUGAACAAAAGAAGUAUCGGAAUCCUCUGUAUAAUCCAGACUCUUGUCCAGAACUAACUCUUUUGGAGCCUGAUACAGUAUCAUUCAAUUUUAAGUUUUGGAGAAAUAUGUACCAUCAGUUUGAUCGAAGUAUGCAUCCCAGGCAAUCUGUGUUCAAUAUUAUAAUGAACAUGAGUGAAGAAAAUAGACAACUGGAGGAAGACAUAAAAGAACUGGAAGCUAAAAUAAAGCGGAAAAAUGGGCAGUCAGAUGCAGUCCUUUUGAAGGAACAUCAGCAGUCUGCUCAUCCUGUGCCUGUGGCACUGAAGACCCCUCCAUGUUUCAAGAAGGAGCAGCCACUGAUCCCUGAGAAUGAUGCUGUGAGAACUAUAGAGGGCAGCAACACAGCAGACAAUCGCUACAGUGAAUUUGUGGCAGAGUUCUCAAAAGCUGAGCCUGCUGUUGUCAGCUUGGAGUAUGGAGUGGCCAGGAUGACCUGCUAAUUAAAAUCUGGCACUGUGCUUUUCUAGACUGAUUAAGAGAUGGAUUAUUUUGAGGAUGGAUCUGUACUGCAUGACCAAAACAUGAUUUUGUAUAUCGGCAGGUUUUGUUAACAUAGACUAGAACAGCAUGCUAGUUGUCAAGUGUUUGCUGUUCUUUUAAGGAGAAAAGUGUAGUUGUGUUUUAAAAGAAAUAAGGGCAUUUGGUAAGUAGUGACUAAAAAUCAAGGAAUGAUAUGUCUUUGGACUUAAGUCAGUUUGCACUAAAUUGAUUUAAACAGUAAUGUUACAUUAUUCAGUAGGAGAACAGAGGUGGUCUUUCACGGAUUGAUUUUAUUUGGGCAAGAAAACUUGAACUUUCUAUUUUAGGACGUGAAGCUACAUGUAUAUAUUGCAUAUGAUAUGGAUAUGUAUACCCUUGUUUAAUGUCAUCCAGUACUAACUUUCAGUGCAUUAAGUGCCAUGGAAAAGUAUGAUAUAUUUCAAAUCAUAAAUAGUUGGCCUUAAACCCAUCAUGUCAAUGAUAUUGUCCUUCACUAUUGCAGUCUACCUGGUUCUGUUUACAUUGUAUUUGCUCAAAUUAUUACUUAAAACAGGACUGAAUAUAAGGAAUGAAGCAUGCCUAAGCUGGCACAGCCUUUUGGCAAAUAACUAUAUGAAUGUUAAUGUAUCACUGAAGACUAUUCUUGCAGUUCCAUUGUUGUUUAAAAUGUGAUAGAUUGGCCUGAUUUUCCUCUCUGGCAGCUCAGUAGAUUGAGCAUCAUUGAAGCUACAGGUUGUGUCUGACCUUAAACGUUUUGAUUUGUGGCAAGGUAUUUAAAUGUAGAGUAAUAAAAGUAAAAACAUGUCAUGUAAGAAAAAAACUUAGCCAAUAACUGGAUUGUCAAGUCCAUUCAGAUUGUUUACUAUGUGCUGUGCAGUUGUUCAAGUUCCAAGAAUGGAAGCAGAAGUUCUGGACUUGUGGUCUGCUGACAUUGUUCCUAAGUAGAAAAAAGUCCUUAGUGUUUCCAAAGCUCACAAGAAACUGAGUGCCUCCAAAUCUUUCAUUAGAAGAAAAUACUAUUUUUUAGUGAAACCUUCUUAUCAUGUAAAAACUUGUCCAACCUGUGCAUAUUAGUAAUUUCAGUACAGUCUGGAGACUUUUAUGUAGUUAGAGGGGACAAAAACUUUUUCUAGCAGGUUGUAGUAGAAAUCAUAGGGCAUAAAAGAAAAGGAGGGAACUUACAGUUUGUAAGCUUAAUUAUGUAUCCGUAACCCUCUAGUAAGGGAGAAGAUUUUUGCUGAAGUUUGUCUCAUGAUGGAUUUUCUGAGCUGAUAAUGGAAUAGGAAAGAAACCCCAGUGCCCGGUUCUUAAAUAGAUGUAUAAUUUAUACAACUUAGGGUAUUAAGAUCUGUAGAUGUGAUGUUAGAUUAAUGCUACUGACCUUUUAUCUCUGGAUUUAAAUAACUUUUGGUUACAAAUGAAAAUGAGUUUAUUCUCACCCUAAUCCCUGAAAUCUGCUUAAAACUACUGGUGUGCCACACAUGAUUUGACAUAUUGGCAGCAUUUCCCUCUACACCAUAUUGGAUCCAGGACUCUAUUAGCAAGGCCAGUAUAGGCCAUGAUCAAGUUGCACUUGUGGAGCUGUCUAGGAGAAACUAACUGAGACUCCUCUAUUUGAGUAUUAAUUCACCUGUUUCACUUUUUUUAAAGCCUGUAAGUGUAAAUAAUGGUUCAUAAGUAUUUCUAUUCCCAAAUAUAUGAGCAUACUGUAAUCUUUAAAAUAUAUUACCCAGUCAUUUAAACAUGUUUAGAAUUUCUCCACUGAAGGUUUUGAUAGUUUCAUGUUUGCACAGUGGUGCCUUACAGGGUCACAGCAAGAGAGGUUUUUGUGCCUUGUUAUUUAUUGUCUUCCCCUCUCCCUCACCUUCUGUAUCAACUUGGUUCUGUGGUUUUCCUUUGGAAGAGCAUCUUGUAUAUUAAGCUUGUGUUGUAUCACAGUAGUGACAGAUUUAUCACUGACAACAUAAGUAACUUACCAAUUUGUAAUUAUUUGUUUUAAUGUUUAGCUGCUCUGGUGUGCCAUGUACAUGUUUCAUAUUUAUUGUUUAGAGUUUAUAGAUUCAAAAGAUUACAUGCAGCUUUUUUGCAAAUACUGUUGUAUGUUGUUUUCACUUCAACAGCUAUCUGACUACCCUUGUAUACAAGGCUUUUAAAGAGAUCUGUUCCCUUUCAGUACUGUUAAAGUGAGUUUAUUUCAGUCUUCAGGCCCUUUCUGUUGGCAGAGUUCACUUCCUAGCAAAAGGAAUCGGGAUGCCUUUUUAUUUUAAGUCAAGGUAGGUGUGUCAGGUCAGACUUAAAAUGCCAUAAAACUAUCUGAUCAAGCACAGAACCUGCUGCUUCAUCAAAAAUUACAAUACUUCCUGAUCUGAAAUAAAUAUUUUACUUCAGUUAAUAUAUGAAUGGUGUUUCAUAAGGCUGUUUUGUAGAGCAGCCUUCUUAUGAAGUCCAGAUAACUCUGCCAACUCAGCCCCCAGGGUCAUGGGUGAGAAAAGUUCCUGCAGAGAGGCAGCUGUCUGUUCUCAUUUGCUGUUUAGGCUUAAGCCAAAACUACCUAAAGCACAUGGGACCUGUGGUGAAGUAAAUAGAUAGUAAUGAAGUGAGCUCCAACAGAAAGCUUGGCAGGAUGGCCAGGACUCAGCACAGUGGGACUGUUCUGUGCCCUUCAAGAAGGGUUUAAAAAACAACAAGCUGACUAAACUGUGGCAGAAGCCUUCUGAGAGCAGAAGGAAUUUUAAUUCUUAUUUCAGUGGAUGGGCUUUUCUUCAUCAUGAACAUGCUGCUUCAAGAGCAGUUACAAUACUGAAAGGUGCCUGGUAAAGCUCAAAAUAAUGAGCAGAACUCUUUCAAGCUGCAGCAUUCAUAUCUGGUUGGUGCACUCACCAGUUGCUUGGGAAUAUGUCCCAGAUAGAAAGUUGCUAUAGUCGAUUCUGCCCUAUUGGUUGCAAGACUUUGGCACCUGUCGAUUCUGUACUUUAUCUUGAAGGUCUUGGUAGUCUUUGGAGUUCUGUCUUGUGCUGUGCUUGAUCUUUUUUCCCAUCUGAAUGCCAUAAAAGAGAAAUAAUUGCUUUUAACCUGAUUCCUUGAAGCUGAUUAGUCUCACCUGAGCAACUAAGAAUGAUUUCACUUCAUACUGAUUAAAAUAUUUAUUUCACUAGUACCAAAGGAGUUGGGCUAAUUUUUGGGAGGCUUGCUUUUGUCACAAUGUAUUCUUCAAUACAAGUUUAAACACCCAACUGUUCUGUUUUGUAGGAUGACUGCCAAAUCAACAGACUAAGAAAUUAAUUAAGCAACACUGAACUGAGCCUGUGCAUUUUCCACACAUGUCCAAUUACCAGUGACCUAAAUCUGGGGCAAAAGCCUGAAGUCUGGAGAGUCCAUUUAGAGAAUGGGAACAGCAGUCCUUCCAUAAAACUGCAUAUCCCUAUGUGGAAUAAAUGCCCUAAUAUAACGUUCUCUUAGAGGAAUAGCUAUCACAAAUCAAGCUGUGACAGUUUGAUGCAUGUCUUCCUCAGGAUAAGCACCCUGGAGAAUGCCUUUCUGGGACAGGUGAUGUGUUCUUCCUCUGUAGCUGCUGUUUUCCACAGGCCUGUUGAAAAAGUAACAUAUAAGCAAAACUGAGAAUUUCCCAUUCCAGUAAACUGAGCAUGUAACUGGAUACACAGUUGGGCUGAAGUGGGGCUGGGGUAGCUUGGCUUAACUACUAUCCUCUUAAGUGACAUAAAUAAUAUAAAGAAAUUCGAUGUUAAAAUAGCACAGGGCACAUGCUGUCGACAUCUGUUCUUUAGAGUCCUGCCCUGCUCUUCAGCAAGUGUGGCUAGCAUGAGGGCCUCACAUAAGCAUGGUGAUUGCUUUCUAGUUAGUUUAAAGAUAAUCUGAUUUCAAAUAAGAUCAUCCCUCCACAGUGGUAACUUAUAGACCUUUAGGUCAGAACCUGAAGGUUGCUCUUAAAACUCUUGUUUAGUUGCUAAUAGUUCUAAACCUGUAGCUGAUCAUAGACUUAUGUAUCCUGGUCAUGAAACCUAUAUCAACCUUUAGGAUUAGAUCUUUUAGAUUAGGCUGAAGUCUGCUUUGACUUGCUUUCACCAUUUAUGUCACACUUUCCUCAAAGUGUUGCUUAUUGUGGUGCUUGAUAUCUGCCUUUCAGGCGUAACAGGCUUCUUAAUGCUUUGGAUGUCUCAAAAACCUGGAAGUACUGCAGUUUUCUUCCACUAUUCUGAAGGCUCGGAUUAGUGAACAGUGUGGGUGAGCUUAUGUUUGAUGUAGCUAGCUUGACCUGCCUACAUGUUUAAUAGCAUUGAAAAUCAGCACGGUGUCAUAAUUCAAUGGCACAACUUCUGUAUGCGCAAUAGGCUUAAGGAAGAAGAUGCAGUUGGGACCCUUGUCACAGCAUGUAGCAAGGAACAGGACCCUGCUGGGGUAUGACUCAUAAAAAGAAGCAGUAGAGCUGUUUUGAUGUCCAGCAGCAGCUCAGGGACUUGAGGUGGAAGGUCGAAGGCAUGCUGCUUCUGAGAUCACUUUCCAGGUCUCAGAGAAUUCAGUGACCUGGUCUAUUAAACACUUGUAGCCGAGCAAUUCUGCACUGGCAUCAAGCAAAAGAAAAAUAUGUGGUUCUGUGUUUCUUAAUCUACUGGCUUCAAGUAAUAAAUGUCCUGGUGGUGACUCUGAAAUUGGGGUGCAAUAUUUUGUUUGUUCUCGUUUAUAUUUUAACUCUUGAAGUUGGUUGUAUGCUGUUUAUAAUUAAGUGGGAUUAUAGUUUUUUGACAUGCACUAUUAAAGUCUUUCCCAUCUUAAGUACCUGCUAACCUUGUUAUUAUCUUGUGCUUUGUAUCUCUGCAUAUUAUUUUUCUGCUGAAUGCUUUUCUUGCAAGUGGGCAGUCUUGGUGAAGUCCCAUGGUGCCUCACAAAGGCAUUCCUCAUUACCUAGCAUUACAGAUUGGUUUCCUUGCUGUGUCUUACUGUUGCUCUUCAAUCUUUAUAGCUGUUGGCAAUGUCCCUUGACAAACAUCUUUCCGUCAAAGAAAAUGGGUUUGUUUUCCCAUUUCUCAGGGAUUUUUACCCCUGAACUAGUGAACUUGAAGAAUAUUGCUUAUUGUCCCUUUCAGGGCUUCUGAGUGCCUGUUGACUUCCACAGUCAGUUUACUUACACAUUUUAACUUCAGACCUGGCUAUUAAAAAAAAAAAGUUCAAAUGUUGGAUAUGGCAAAGGGGAAGAAAAUUGUUUUCAUUGUAAUGUAUCUGGAAAGACUGGCUGUUUCACUAGCAUUUACUGCUCUGUAAUGCUGUCUGUAAAAGUCAUUUAUCUGUGUGCUGGGACCAUGCUUGAUGUAUAUUCCUGAAGAAACUUUAGCAAAUGGAAUUUUGUAAUAAGUAUUUUAUUUGUACGUGUUUUGAAAAUCCAUAAAGCUUAAAAUAAAAUGGUCUUAAUAUUGCCAAUCUAA